Budorcas taxicolor (takin) is the source of this 1464-nucleotide messenger RNA. It is a transcript of the gene OSGEPL1, whose product is annotated as O-sialoglycoprotein endopeptidase like 1. The record is from RefSeq and is a predicted model, not a curated record. The transcript has 7 exons. Gene Ontology annotation, cellular component: mitochondrion. Bases 178 to 1464 code for a protein of 428 amino acids. Lineage: Eukaryota; Metazoa; Chordata; Mammalia; Artiodactyla; Bovidae. Gene Ontology annotation, biological process: tRNA threonylcarbamoyladenosine modification.
GAAACAGCUCCUGACCCUGGCGACGGGACGAGGGCCCCGUGUUCAUGACAUCACUUCCGGGGUGGCAAGUUCAGGCUUUCCUGCGCCUGGUAAAGGGCAUUCAAUCAGCUUUGCACGGAAAGGAGAUGAGUAGUAGCUACUAACGUUGACGAGUAAGGAAUUACCCGUACAGUAAAUAUGCUAAUGUUGAAUAAGACAGCAGGAGUCUUUUUUAAACCAUCAAGAAGGAAAAUUUAUGAAUUUUUAGGAAGUUUUCAUUUUCAUCCUGGAAAACUAUUUCUUCAUAAACUAGUAUUGGGAAUUGAAACCAGUUGUGAUGAUACAGCAGCUGCUGUAGUGGAUGAAGCUGGAAAUGUUUUGGGAGAAGCAAUACAUUCCCAAACUGAAGUUCAUUUAAAAACAGGUGGGAUUAUUCCUCCAGUAGCUCAACAGCUUCAUAGAGAAAAUAUUCAACGCAUAGUACAAGAAGCUCUCUCUGCCAGUGAAGUCUCUCCAAGUGAACUCUCAGCAAUUGCAACUACCGUAAAGCCAGGACUUGCUUUAAGCUUGGGCGUAGGUUUAUCAUUUAGCUUACAACUGGUAGACCAGUUUAAAAAGCCCUUCAUUCCCAUUCAUCACAUGGAGGCUCAUGCACUUACUAUUAGGUUAACAAAUAAGGUAGAAUUUCCAUUUUUAGUUCUUUUGAUUUCUGGAGGUCAUUGUCUUUUGGCAUUAGUUAGAGGAGUUUCAGAUUUUCUUCUUCUUGGGAAGUCUUUGGACAUAGCACCAGGCGACAUGCUUGACAAGGUAGCAAGAAGACUUUGCUUAAUAAAACAUCCAGAGUGCUCCACCAUGAGUGGCGGGAAGGCUAUAGAACAUUUGGCCAAACAGGGAAAUAGAUUGCAUUUUGAUUUCCAACCUCCCAUGCAACGUGCUAAAAAUUGUGAUUUUUCUUUUUCUGGACUUCAACAUGUUAUUGAUAAGAUGAUAAUGCAAAAGGAAAAAGAGGAAGGUAUUGAGCAGGGGCAGAUCCUGUCUUCAGCUGCAGACAUUGCUGCUGCAGUCCAGCACACCGUAGCCUGCCACGUUGCAAAAAGAACACAUCGCGCUAUUCUGUUCUGCAAGCAGAGAGGCUUGUUACAUCAAAGUAACGCAGUACUGGUUGUAUCUGGAGGCGUCGCAAGUAACUUAUAUAUCCGAAAAGCUCUGGAAAUUGUGACAAACGCAACACAGUGCACUUUGCUGUGUCCUCCCCCCAGACUCUGCACUGACAACGGCGUUAUGAUUGCGUGGAAUGGUGUUGAAAGACUACGUGCUGGCUUGGGCAUUUUACACAACGCAGAAGGCAUCCGCUACGAACCAAAGUACGUGGUACCAUUCAUAAUCUCUGUGCAGCUGUACCAUAAAAAUCAAAGCCUGAAUUUUGCUUUUACAGUUAAGGUUUUCAUUGACAUUCUAGUGGUACUUAAAGAAAGAUUAUAUUAA